GUCGCGAAUACUCGUCUGCGCCGUACUGCCCGCGCCGCCCCGAACGUCGCGAACCAAGUGCUAAACUUUCGCGCCAACAUUUAAAUUCCGAAUUUCGAUAUUUUUGUCUGUGCAUGUGUGAGUGACGUCAUGAACAAGUGAUGCUUGUCGAUCCUAAAGACGAUUGCAAAAUGUUUCUGUGUUUUUGUCUCGUUAUUUGGAGCGCUCUUUCGCCGGCUCAGGCCCAAGCUGAUCGCCGCUGCGGGCACCCUGCUGUGCCUCCAAACGCCAGGGUGUCACUACCUUCGGGAGACAUAGAGCCUGGCACCAUCGCCACAUAUGAGUGUGAUGAUGGAUACGAGCUUUUCGGGGCGCAUCAACGGGAGUGCACGCUGAGAGGGGACUGGACCGCUGAUGUGCCGUUUUGUGGUACGAACGUGGCGUUCAGAAAGCCAGCCAACCAAUCGACCACGGUUCGCGGAGGCGCCGCAGCGAACGGCAAUGAUGGAGAGAAGACGACAGAACAUGAUGGCAAGAGAUGCACCGAGACCCAGAGGGAGGCGUCCCCUUGGUGGCAAGUUGAUCUGCUCAGACAUUAUGCUGUCAAAGUCGUCAGGGUCACCACUAGAGGAUGUUGUGGUCAUCAACCCCUGCAAGACCUGGAAAUCAGAGUUGGCAACAGCAGCACGGAUUUACAAAGGAACCCGCUUUGUGCCUGGUUUCCCGGAACAAUCGACGAGGGUAUAACAAAGACGUUCACGUGCGCUCGGCCGUUGGUAGGACAACACGUGUUCCUUCAGCUAGUAGGAGUUGAGGGCUCUCUGUCUCUAUGCGAAGUCGAAGUAUUCACUACUGAAGAAUUCUCGAACGAUCGCUGUGCUCCGACCAGCGCUCCUGCGGACAUCGAACUGGCUGCCUUCUCAAGGAACUGUUAUGAGUUCAACGUGGCCAAGGGGAUGUCCUUCGAUGACGCCAGGAAGCAAUGCCAGACGCAUGGUGGAGACCUCAUCCAUGGAUUUCAGGGUGCCACAGCAAGUUUCCUGAUCCAAGAGCUGGAGCGAAGGAAACCUCAGCUGAAGACACAGUUGGUCUGGAUCGGCGCCCAGAAAGAACCGGGACUCACUUCCAGGACGUGGAAAUGGGUUGAUGGCGAAUUAGUAUCAAAACCGACAUGGGGCAAAGACCAGCCGAACAAUUACAACGGCGAACAGAACUGCGUGGUCCUGGACGGUGGAAGAGCCUGGUUGUGGAACGACGUAGGCUGUAACCUGGACUAUCUGCACUGGAUCUGCCAGUACCUGCCUCCCUCUUGUGGAAGUCCGGAUAAGCUGCUGAACACGACGAUCGAAGGGAACAACUACCAAGUGGGAGCUUCUAUUGCUUACCGAUGCCCUGAAGGUCACAUGCUUCUCGGAGACAAGACUCGAGAGUGCAAGAAGGAUGGCUUCUGGUCUGGAACUGCUCCUAGCUGUAAAUAUGUGAACUGCGGUGGGUUGACGCCAAUUCAAGAUGGUGAGGUGACAUUGGUUGACGGGAAGACCACUCACGGAGCUAAGGCGGUAUACUCUUGCCGAGAGAAUUAUACGCUGGUUGGAGAAGAAGAGCGGACUUGUGGUGACGAAGGCAUUUGGAGUGGGGAAGCUCCCAAGUGCCUCUUCGACUGGUGUCCUGAUCCGCCACCAGUUACUGGUGCCGUUGUCAGCGUUGAAAGUCAGAAGGCUGGAUCCCUCGCUACUUACAGCUGCCAGAAUGGCUUCAUACUAUUUGGGUCACCGAGCGUGACCUGUACUCUGGGAGGCUCUUGGGCGGGCACUCCACCGUCUUGCAAGUACGUGGACUGCGGCACUCCAGCUCAAGUCCACAAGGGCUCCUUCUCUCUGCUGAACGGCACCACGACUUACGGCUCCAUAGCUCAGUUCAACUGCGAACCUGAUUACUGGCUGGAUGGCGCUGAAGUCCUUGUUUGCAACAGAGAUGGAAAAUGGUCACAUGAUAUACCUUCUUGUGAGCUGAUAUACUGCCCGAACCCCAAAGUUCCUGCCGGCGGUUACAUGGAGGCUUACGACUAUAAUGUCCACUCGACCAUAGACUUCCAUUGCGACAAGGGGCAUAAACUUGUUGGAGAGCAGAGCCUUACGUGCCAGCAAGACGGCGAAUGGUCCGGGGACUGGCCUAAAUGUGAAUAUGUGGACUGCGGCAAGUUACCAUCCCUGCCAUAUGGUUCAGCCGACCUGCUCAACGGUACCACUCAUUUGGGCAGUAUCAUUCAAUACUCGUGCACCACUAACUUCAGACUGGUGGGUCCAGUCAGGAGGGUCUGCACUGAAGACUUCCAAUGGAGCGACUCCUCACCUAGAUGCGAAGAAAUCCGCUGCUCAGACCCCGUGGUACCAGAGAACAGUAUUGUAUCAGUGUCGAACAACGACCGCAACCACGGUCGCACGCUCAUCAGGACCGCAGCUACCACCAGCGUUGGCAACAGUUAUAGAAUAGGAGCGCAUGUGAAGUACCGCUGUGAGAGAGGGUACAAGGUGGUCGGCGAGAGUCUGUCGACCUGCGAGGAUAAUGGCCAGUGGAGUGGUGUUACUCCGCGUUGUCAAUACGUGGACUGCGGCGACCCGGGUCUCAUUCAGAAUGGCAAGGUGACGCUUGCGACCAACGCGACUUACUAUGGCGCGGCCGCGUUAUACGAGUGCCAUGAACAUUGGCAGCUCGAUGGCGUGUCCAGGAGAUUGUGCCAGGAUAAUGGCACUUGGAGCUCUGAAGCACCCGUUUGUAAAGAAAUAACGUGCACGGACCCCUCGAUACAGAUCAAGGGUAGCAUCGGUCUAUUGGUCGCCACAUCGACGCUGAGCAUCGGAGGGGAGGCUCACUACCGAUGUGAGCGAGGGUACGGCUUGCAAGGAAACCAGACGAGGACAUGCAAGCCUAAGGGACAGUGGAGUGGGGCUCCACCAGUUUGUAUACCCAUCGACUGCAAAACUCCCGGCACGAUCGAGAACGGUCGCAUAAUCAUCUCGAACAGUUCCACACUGUUCGGGAGUUCCAUCGAGUACCACUGCUUGCCACAGUUCCAGCGUGUUGGACCAUUCCUCCGCAAGUGCAUGGACGAUGGCAAGUGGUCUGGGGAGGAGCCCAGCUGUGUCAUCAUCACAAAUGAAGCAGCUGAGAACGGAACUCUCCCACUCAGUGUUGGCGUUGGAUGCGGCGUGGUCCUGUUCUUACUGAUGCUGCUUGGAGUUAUUUAUUUGAGGCUACGCAAAGCCACCCCAGUAAAGAAUACGGAGAACAUAGAAGGUGCGGAGCGCAAGGAAGAUCAAAACGCCGCGGUCAUGAGCUACGCAACGCUCCACGACACGAACGGCAGACAUAUCUAUGACCAUGUCUCCGACAACGUAUACGACUCUCCUUACAGUGAGAGGAUCGCCGACAACGUCGCGUACGGCAGACGAAGCGACACAGACUCGGCCUAUGAGCCUGAACCCACGGGCCCGAGCGCCGUCGUCACCAUCAACGGAGUUGCCGUACGCUGACCGGCGACAGACACCUUGUGGCUCGAAAAACUUUUUAGGUAACCAAAUCCGACGCUUAAUUGGUGAUCCUCAGUGUAAAUGUUACCUGUAAAUUUUUCCCUUUAAAGUGGUUACCAUUGACUCGAGUGUUCAAACGAUACUUUAGUUUUAGGGUUAGAUUAGAAUCCCAUUGCUAGUUGAUCACCAACCCUUACUAGGUAUUGUACCAAAGAUGUAAAUGUGUUGGAUUCGUGUGAUAAUUUAAGACUGCAAUUCUAAUAUAUUAUAUUGUUUUCUUUUGUAAAUCACGAUUUCAUUUUGGUUAAAAUAGUGAGGCUUUAUCAUUAAACUAAUUUUAACGAUAAACCCUCGCCGUAUUCCUAUACUUAUCAGGUAGGUAUCUAACGCUUUUCUACUUUUAUUUCAAAAUGACUGCAAACGGGUGCAAUCAACAAAGUACACGUUGUAUUUAUUUUAUCAAUCUAUUUCAGAAAAAAUCUAGUCUGUCUAAAACCAGAUUUCUUUGAACCGCUUUGAAUUGCAGUCUUAAAUAUUGUGUACUUUUUGUUUGUUUUUAUGUUUUUAAACAAAAUCUUUACGAUACGAACAAAGAAUUUUAUUAUAUUUAGGUAUAAAUACAAAUAUAUAUUUAGUUAAAAAUGUAUUUAUUAUUAUUAUUUAACGAACGAUUAGAAUUUGAUGCCAAAAUAAUUCUGCUAAUAAUGAAAUGCUUUUGUACACGCGGUAAAUUAGGGAAUAUUAGUUUAUAUUCUUAUUGUUCCUUUUGAAUUAUAUAGACUCUUAAUUAAUUGGGAUAUUCUAGUAGAUUAUUUUUGUUUUCAGAAUUAUUACUUAUGGUAUAAUCGUGGUGUUAGACGGUGAGGUACUAACUUUCACGUGCUUAUUCCGUGUUGCUUUACUUAUGUUUCACUUAUUGUUUUGUAAAUAGUACUUAGGUUAGUUUUAAUCUUAAGUAAUUCGUAGUUAUCAAAUGCCUGUAAAAAUCUAUACAUUACUUACUACGUCAACCAUUGUAAAUUAUAAUACUUACCUAGAUACGUAGGUAUAUCUACCUGCCUAAAAUAAAAAGCGUAGAGAGCACGAUUGAAUUGAAUAAGUAUUUAAAUUAUAUUUCAUUACGCUUUGUAAACGAAUAGAUAGGUACUGAACUUUUUUAUUUCCACAAUUGUUAUUUUUCACGAGGUAUCACAAUAUUUGUAAUUAGGAUAACUGCUCAAUAUUAUGCAGUCUGGAAAGAUUUGGAUAAAACCCUGAUCUGAGCAUGCCUGUAUAAUCUAUAUAUAUAUAUCUAUAUAUUAUUAUAAUCUAUCAAACAUUUUAUUACUUUGACUAUCCCUAUAUUAUAAUGAUCUCGAUGAAAAUUAUGGCCAUUUCUACCGCUAACCACGAGUAAAACUGCCAUUUCCUAUAUAAAAUAUAUUUUCGAGUGAUACCUAUGUCACAGACAGGAACAUUAAACUAAUAAUUUUAUUAAGUGUUCAUCAGAAUAAACAGUAAUAUUUUUGUUAUAUUUUAUACUAUGUACAAUAAUUUCAACUUAAGACAGAUUCGUUAAAUAAAUGUUCUGAAUGUGG
Molecule: messenger RNA, 5086 nt
Organism: Helicoverpa zea (corn earworm)
Lineage: Eukaryota; Metazoa; Arthropoda; Insecta; Lepidoptera; Noctuidae
Gene: fw
Product: sushi, von Willebrand factor type A, EGF and pentraxin domain-containing protein 1
Exons: 18
Coding region: 141-3512 (1123 amino acids)
Source: RefSeq, a predicted model, not a curated record